Thrips palmi is the source of this 2840-nucleotide messenger RNA. RefSeq lists its product as uncharacterized. Gene Ontology annotation, molecular function: serine-type endopeptidase activity; protein binding. The record is from RefSeq and is a predicted model, not a curated record. The coding region runs from base 53 to 1975 and encodes 640 amino acids. Gene Ontology annotation, biological process: proteolysis. Lineage: Eukaryota; Metazoa; Arthropoda; Insecta; Thysanoptera; Thripidae. The transcript has 12 exons.
GCGAGGCGUCCGCACGUCCGCGUCGUCCGCCACCGAGGCCACCGAGGCCACCAUGGUCGCCGCCGCGCGCUGCCUCGUCCUGCUCGCCGCCCUGCACGUCGUGGUCGCGGUGCGGUCCCGCGGCGCCGAAGGGUCCUGCGGCGAUGACCAGUUCCAGUGCAGGGACGGCGGCGGCUGCCUCCAUCACAACGAGAAGUGCGACGGCAGGGACAACUGCAAGGACAAGUCCGACGAGGACAGGGCCAUGUGCGACGCAGCCCCGUCCGUGGCCCUGAGCGUGGGCGACACGGUGACGGUCAAGGCGCAGUACCAGGCCAAGCACAAGGCCGUGCGGUUCAACCUGUGCGACGACAACUCCUGCAACAUGAUGUGGGUGCACGGCGUGCUGCCCGACGGCACGCUCAAGUUCGGCGCCUGGACCGAGUGCAACUCGCGCGGCUGGUGGUGCAAGCCGUACUUCAAGGAGACCUGGCCCGACGGCAAGGACGAGUUCCCAGCCGGCGAACUCGUGUUCGAGGUGAAGCGGCACGCCUCCGCCAUGGAAGUGUGGCUGUCCGGCCACCCCGAGCACAAGCUGACGGUGCCCGCCACCGCCAACUACAAGCGCCUCAAGGUCCUGCCCUUCAACUGGAAGUACGACAUGCCGGUCCAGUUCACCAACUUGUGCGGCGACAGCGAGUUCCGGUGCACCAGCGGCGAGUGCCGCGGCGUGCGCGAAAAGUGCGACGGCAGGCUCGACAACUGCCGCGACCUGUCCGACGAGGACCCGUCCAUGUGCGAUUCGGCCCCGACGACCAGCAUCAAAGUGGGCCAGACCACGGUCGUCAAGGUGCAGUUCAAGCCGACGCCGCACAAGGCGGUGAGGUUCAACCUCUGCGACGACAGCUCCUGCAACUUGGUGUGGAUCCACCACCUGCUCGGCGACGGCGCCUUCAAGUACUCCACGUGGAGCGACUGCAACGCCCGGGGCUGGCACUGCAAGCCCAUCAAGGAGGUCUGGCCCAACGACAAGGACAAACUGCCGGCCGGGGAGCUGGUGUUCGAAGUGAAGCGGACCUCGGCCUCCAUGGAGGUCUGGAUCUCGGGCCACCCCGAGCACAAGUUCAGCGUGCCGGCCAAGCCCACCUACAGCCGGCUGAAGGUCCUGCCCUUCCACUGGAAGGAGGACAUGCCGGUCAAGUUCAUUGCCAAGAGCAUCGAGCCCGAGUGCGGCAAGGCCAGGCCCGGCCCCACGGAGCUGGUGAAGGGCGGCGACCCCGCCAGCAUCGAGUCGGUGCCCUGGCACGCCGCGCUGUACCUGGACCGGGCCGGCAAGAUCGAGUUCGUCUGCGGGGGCAGCCUCGUGUCGCGCUGCUUCGUGGUCACUGCUGCUCAUUGCCUCCCGAAAAACGAGAAAGUGUACGUGGCGCUCGGAAAGUACAUCAGCGGGUGGGAUUCCGAAAACGAGGAACCUAAAGUUUUGAAGACUGAGGCGAAGGCCGUGCACAGGCACCCGUACUACAAGGGGGCGGCCACGAAGCAGGGCUACGACAUCGCCGUCAUCGAGCUCAACACCUGCGUCGACUUCAGCGACAAGGCGGCCCCCAUCUGCAUCGACGCCAACGACAAGCCCCAGGCUUCCAACGACAUCAAGGUGGCUGGGUGGGGCAACGAUUCGACGUCCCUAUCAGAGCUGGAGUCCGUGCUGCUGUCCCAGCUCACCUUCGAGGAGUGUUUCCAGCUGAUGAGCUCCAACACGCCGCACCUCGCCUACAUAACGCACGACAAGUUCUGCGCCAGGCGACGACAAGGCGACUCCAAGUCCGGCCUGCUCCGCGGCGACAGUGGCGGCGGCGCCAUCGUCAAGCGGCACGGCCAGUGGCACCUGGGCGGCGUCGUGUCGCUGCGGCUGCAGAACGGCGAGGCCGAGGAGGUGUACGCGCUGACCGACGUGUCGCAGUACGUCGACUGGAUAAUGCGACUGGCCAAGUACUGAAGGGAAGAGGAGGAGAAGAAGAGGGCAUCCUACUUGCCCCGCGGCCAAGAGUGGGUCGGAAAUGCCCCGCUCCCCCCCGCGGCGGCUCUUGAUCAAGGGCGGAUCCAGACACGGGUUCAGGGGGAGGGGACGAUGUCGCAAAAGUUGGCUACCUACCUACAGGGGCUAAGUGCAACUAGUAGCCUAUCUUCCAGAGAUCCUUUAGCACGUGCUUUUUCUAAAGGAUCUCUCAGUAUGGUUCGAAGCAUUGACUCCGCCUCUCUCGCCUCUACACGCACUGUCAUAUAGGCUGAGGGCGUUCAGGGGUUGAUCCCUGCUCUUUUCGGAUCCCAGCGUAUUUAAAUUUUUCAACAUGCUUUCUCGAUGAGAUUCAUGCAAACUCUGACGCACACCCCAGCCCAACGUAGAGGCCGGAAAGCAUCUGUCGACCGCGACCCACUUAAGUAAAGCAGAUAUGGCCUUCCCUGCUCUGUGGGGAUGUGGGUAUAGAGCCUUAUUUUGCCAUAUUUUUUAUUGGGUGGAUUAAAUUGAGGUAGAUCAAAUGUGCCAAUAUUUUGAAAGUUAUUGUUGUGUUCAUGUGCCAAUAUAAGAAAACCAAGGGAGUUGUAAGAUUCUUCCUAUAGCAAGAGACCAGAACAUCAAAGAGUAUCAUGAUUCCUUGGCUUAGUUUUGUUAGGUCAGGUGAAUCGGUAGAAAGAUCUUUUCUGUUUCACAGAGACUCAAGACAAGGAAAUUCUUUCCUGUUUUAUAUUUAUGUAUAAGAGUUUGGGAAGUUUGAGAAGAAAAACUGUGCAAAACUUCUUAAUAUACACAGUAGUAGGCUUGUGAAUAAAAAAAUAAAACACCACUUUUUUUGAACAUUUGA